ACUGCAGUUCAGUGUUCAGUUCGUUCAGUGUUUGUUUAGUCAGUAGCAGAGUGAUCGUCGUGGAGGGUAGGUUGUAGGUUUGCGUGUGUUGUUCUGUCCUUAUCUCUUUCUUCCCCCCGUUUAUCUCUCGGUGCCUCCUCUCACUUACUCCCUCUCUCUGUUUAUCUAUCUCCCUUUCCUUGCAUCCUUACGAUCCUACUCUCUACCUCCACCCCUUCUCUCUGUUCACUGUUGUUGCCAGCAAUGCCAGCUAACGGUGGAGCGAAGUAGUGGAAGUGGACACGUCUCGGUCUCGGUCUCGGUCUCGGUCUCGCCCGUCCGUAAUAAAGGAUCGGUGACACGAAGUGGGCUGGCCGCUCGCGCGUACAAGCAUUGCAGGCCAAUGCAGGCAUUUCUGUACGGCUGUACUUUGUGUCGCGCGAGGACCGAGGACUGAGGAGUGCUGGGAGUGCACGCGCAGUGCGUCAUCCGAGGUGUGCGACGUGCGUGCGCGCGUGAACUCGACCGUGCCACCGGUGCCCCGUGCCGCGGACAGCGAUACCAAGCGAUACCUUCGAUUCGCCUCCUCUCUCUCUCCCGCCGUCGUCGAAGGUCCGCAGCCAAAAUGAAGUGCACCACGUUCACUGCCGUAGCGUUACUUCUCGGUAUCAUUGGAUGUACGCAUUCGCAAGAGAAAGAGACGUUACCAUCUGCCGACGAGGUUCUGCAACAAGUCAGCAACGUGGUGGGCGACGUCCCAGAAUUGAAGAACGUGAACACAUCGGCGCUACCCUCCAUCGAAGAGGCGAAAAAACUUUUUAAGGAGAAGUGUACAAAAAACGGCGGACCAAAAGCAUUCGAGGAUGCUCAUCGCGCGCAAAUUGAUAUGGCAGAUUGUCUUCGGUCGCUCAUCAACAUUACGGAACUCCAGGCGGAGAUGGAAAAGUACAAGCCGACCGGCGAUUUGGAUAUUGUCUUCAAGAACUACUGCAGCAAGCGCGCCACUCUGCGAGCUUGCGUGAGCAAUUUCACGCAGACGGUGGAACAGUGUCUGGACGAGAAGGAGAGGGAGAACAAGAAAAUAGUGCUGAACAUAACCGACUCGCUGCUCGAGUUCAUUUGCUUCAAGGAAGGCGAUAGGAUCGCUCUUUUCAUCUCAGCUGGAGGACCAGAAUGCUUCCAAUCGAAGCAGCAAGCGAUUCAGGAUUGUGCCAACCGUACAUAUGGUGGUUACGUACCAAGAACUGAUCCAACUACAAAUGGUUUAGUGGGACUAGAGAGUCUGCCGUCACUGACUUUUGGUAUCAAAGAAUGCAGGGACAUGACUGUACUCCAAAGCUGCGUUGUGGCGGAGUUGGAAAAGUGCUCGGAUCCCACGCCUGCAAAUAUAAUGGAUUCUAUAUUUAAUUUCGUCAGGAGAGUGACGCCGUGCGAGAAUUUACUCAACGCAGCACAAAGCGCUGCUGCUACCGGCACACAGUCUGGAUCUAGCGCUUCGCACAUGGGCGCUCUUUCAACCAUAGCGAUUCUAUCUAUCGUUUUGUCUCUUGUAACAAGUGGAAAAAGAGCUGAGUUUACAUCCGAUGAGGAUUCGAUCAACAAUGAUGCGUGUAGCGAGACCAGCGGCCAAUCCGACAACCGUAGCGUGCUGGAGGACGCGAACGACAACGAGGUGGAGGAGCUCGCGCAGCAGGAGGCGUUCGAGGAGAAGCUGAAGGAGGCGAUCGACGGCCUGACGCAGAAGAGCGCGAAGGGCCGAACCAUCUGCUUCACGGGCAUCGAGAAAAUUUUCGCCAUCAAGUACAUCCCCGAUUUCGUCGAGGACAGAAAAAUGACCAUUGCGGAUGCCACGGAGCGUGGCUUGAAGAAGGGACGUGGUGACGAGCAGUCGACGGCGGCCAGAUUGAGCACCCUGCUGUGCGUCCAGUUGGGCGCCUUCGAGAGCGCCGAGAUGGUCUGCAGAGAUCUAAAGUCGACUCUUACCUUCAUCGCUAACGACAACGCAGCUUCUGUCCAUGCACGCGCCGAGUGUUGCUGGGCGUUGGCCAUGAAUCAAUUCUUAUCAAGCAAUGAUGUGACCGACACCAUGGAAAUUGCACAGUUACUGUCAUCUAUCUUUUCGGGCUCCUAUUUGAAAGGAAACGGCGCGAUCGCGAACAUAUCCACGGAUGUGGCGGCGCUCCACGUGGCAGCUAUCUCAUCGUGGACCCUGCUUCUAACAGUUAUGAAUUCCGCGGAUAUCUACAAUUUGCUCGCGAGCGGCAGAACGAACAGUUACAUGCCUUCGCUCAAUCGAUUGCGCGAAUUGCUGGAAUCGCCACAUCUCGACGUACGCUUGUCAGCCGGCGAAGCGCUGGCGGUGAUAUUCGAACUCGGUCGCGCGUUCUCCUGCGACUACGAGCAGACGUGGGCGCUCGACCUGGUCGAAAUUCUCAAGGAACUCGCCACGGAUUCCAACAAGUACCGCGCUAAGAAAGAUCGCAAACAGCAACGCGCUAAUUUUAGAGAUAUUCUGCGUUAUAUCGAGGAAGACAUCGUUCCGGAGAUGCACGUGAGAUUCGGCCAGGAAACUCUGUAUUUAGAGGGAUGGUGCGCGAGGACUCAGUAUAACGCUUGCUGCCGACUAUUAGGCCCCGGUAUCAAUAUCCAUCUUGCUGAAAAUCAACUCCUGCGCGAGAUCUUUCACCUUGGCAACAAAGUUCUACCUCCACCGAUCACGAUCAAAACGAGUAAAUUAGAAAGAACAUUGAUGAACGCGGCCGCGUUCAAGGCACGCACCAUUCAGCGCAAUAAGAAUCGCGACAAACGAUCUGCAGCUAUGGCACCGUAAUCACACUUCUAUUCCUAUGCUGGUUGUCUCAUUUUAGUGUAAUGCAAGUAUAUUUAAAUUUUUUCUUUUUUAAUUUAUUGUAGCUACAUUCAAUAGCGUAAAAUUGCUGUUUCUCAAUCAAUUUUCAAGUCGAAAUUGUACAGAUAUUCCAUAUGAUGUACGUUCUUUCUUCUUGCAUAAAUUCCGUCGGUGUAAACAUGUGAUUUAUGUCGUCGCUUUAACGGCUAUAUUUAUUUAGUGAUAUUUAAUAAAGUCUACGUGUAUAUACAAGUCGAAAUAUGUGUAUAUACAAUUGUAAUGCUGGUAACAAUGAUUGCAUUUCGCAUAAAUUAUUUCAGUACGUGUAUUAACGUGUUUUUAUCAACUCGAUCACGCGAUCAUGUCGAAUCGGUGAUAUCUUUUGAACUGUUAUCAUUGUUGUUUUUUUCUUAGAUAUGUAUAUUAUACAUAUGUUGAUUUUGUAAUGAAAUUGCACGUUUUAAUCUUUUUAUAUUAAUAAUACACUUAUAGAUUGAAUUAUAACGUCUGGUUUAAAAAUGGAUUAUAAUAUGCAAACUGAUGGACGUAUUUCGUAUAUAACAGUUAACACAUACACAUAAGAUGUACGAAAUAUUUAUUAGCAUUGUACAUACGUAUAUGUAAGUUGUGUAAUGACGUAUUAAACUAGAACGUAGAUUAUAUAAAGAUAAACGUCAUCAGAAAAUUA
Messenger RNA from Temnothorax curvispinosus, 3515 nucleotides. RefSeq names its product interferon-related developmental regulator 1-like. Bases 605 to 2809 code for a protein of 734 amino acids. The record is from RefSeq and is a predicted model, not a curated record. The transcript has 9 exons. NCBI's taxonomy places the organism in Eukaryota, Metazoa, Arthropoda, Insecta, Hymenoptera, Formicidae.